Hemibagrus wyckioides is the source of this 1540-nucleotide messenger RNA. RefSeq names its product MYST/Esa1-associated factor 6 (gene meaf6). The transcript is spliced from 8 exons. The record is from RefSeq and is a predicted model, not a curated record. Gene Ontology annotation, cellular component: NuA4 histone acetyltransferase complex. Lineage: Eukaryota; Metazoa; Chordata; Actinopteri; Siluriformes; Bagridae. Bases 70 to 687 code for a protein of 205 amino acids.
UGUGCGAUAGAGGAUAAUGCCCCGUUCUCGUCGCCAUCUUGUUUGUUGUUGUUGGCCGGCGGUUCAAUCAUGGCGAUGCAUGCUAAAGCGACUCCACCACAGAUCCCCGACACCCGCCGUGAGCUCUCGGAGCUCGUGAAGAGGAAACAGGAGCUUGCGGAGACGCUGGUGAACCUGGAGAGACAGAUCUAUGCGUUCGAAGGCAGCUACCUGGAGGACACGCAGAUGUACGGCAACAUCAUCAGAGGAUGGGACCGCUAUCUAACAAACCAGAAAAACUCCAACAGUAAGACAGACAGAAGGAACCGAAAGUUCAAAGAGGCGGAGCGGCUCUUCAGUAAAUCCUCCGUAACAUCAGUGGCGGCCGUGUGUGCUCUCGGUGGUGUCCCUGAUCACAUGAAUGAAAAGCGCGAGGCAGGCAGCGGCACCGAGAGCGACGCGUCUCCGGACCUGCAGAACCAGGAGAACGAGCCGGGUCAGGAGGAGGCGGAGGACGCGGACGGAGCGCUGCAGGACCUGAAGCCUCAGAAAGCCGCCUCGUCCUCCAGCUCCACCAACACGGGUCACCACAGCAGCCACAAGAAACGCAAGAACAAGAACCGACACAGCCCCUCCGCCAUGUUCGAUUAUGACUUUGAAUUUGACAUGAAGAUGAAUAAAAAGCCCAGAGCGGAUUAUUCAGCCUGAUGCUGAAGAUGGAGUGUGUUGGACCUGGACGAUAUCCACCAUCUCAACACACACACACCCACACAGGCUGUGUUUGUUCAUCAUCACUCCCAUCAGCCGUUUUACUAAAUCCUAGUGCGUGUGAUUAUAAGCUCCUUUUUCCUCCUCUGCUUUUCUUCUUUUUCUUCUUCUUCCUCUUUUUCCUCUUCCUUCUCUGCUUUCCUUCUUUUCCUUCUUCUUCUUCCUCCUCCUCCUCUUGCUCCUCUUUUUCCUCUUCCUUCUCUGCUUUCCUUCUUUUUUCUUCCUCCCUCUCUUUUUCCUCUUCCUUCUCUGCUUUCCUUCUUUCUUCCUCCUCUUCCUCUUUUUCCUCUUCCUCCUCUGCUUUCCUUCUUUUUCUCCUUUCUCCUCCUCCUUUUUCCUUUUUAAUUCUUCCUCUUUUUCCUUCUUCCUUCUUCUUUUUCUCUUCCUCUUCCUCCUUCUCUUCCCGUUCUCCUUCCUGCCCCCCCCCCCCCCAUCUCCGUUUGGUUUCCUUCACCAUCACGUCAGCACAUCUGGACCGUCCCCUCGGUCCACUCUGCAUGUGAAGCCCUCUCCCCGUUUCGUUUGCGUAUGUAUUGGCACCCCUGCAUGUUCUGUUGGUCCUGCAGCGGGUGAGGAACACGUUUUUAACGCUCUGCUCCCUCACAGACGUAUUUUCACGGUAUCAGACUGUCCGUAUUUAUGAUGCUCCUUUUGUGAAUUUUUUUUGUUGUUGUUUUUGCAAAACCAGUUACUUUUGUAAGGAGAACCAUGUCGUCAUUCCCAUUGUUGGUUUUUACUCUGUGUAAAAAAAAAAAGAUUAAAAAAAAUAAAGACCAAAUCAGCUGUUUAUUUA